Molecule: messenger RNA, 396 nt
Organism: Gongylonema pulchrum
Lineage: Eukaryota; Metazoa; Nematoda; Chromadorea; Rhabditida; Gongylonematidae
Source: the annotation of a GenBank genome assembly
CCCAUAAAACUGCAGAUUAUCCGAGCGGAUACGCGAAUGACGUCAAACAUAAAUUUGUGGCUUAAUCAAACGAGGAUUGUUGGCAAUGCGUCAAUUGAAAACCUCGACUUUAAAUUGCUUGAAUCACGAGUUCGAGAUGUAGACCAAGCAACAUUCAGCGAUCUCGGCCUUUUCGGUGCUGAAUUUCUGGAACAGUUGCUUACUGAGAUACUGCAGGUUGGCAUUUUUAUGCCAACAAUGAGGGGCGUCAUUUUGAAGAGUCCAGGGUUAUCUGUACAUAAUCGUUAUCUAAAGGUACAGACGUACUUCAGAAUGGAUGAACGUUUCGCCGGUAGGCUAAUUCAAGGCGCAGUAAGACAAACGUUUAAAAGCAUGAGUGACAGCAGUGCAGGUUGA